AUGACAAAAGUAGACCCCAGCCAGAAUUGGCGGCUGUCCAGUCAGAGCACUAGGAAGGGGCCGCAGAAAGGCGGAAGUCUUCGAAAAAACCUGGCUCGCUGGAUAUUCGACAAUCAGAUCGGAAUCUCAUUCGGCCUUAUCGCCGUCCUCUUCGUCACGCAUAUCUGUUUGGCCAGAGCCCGACCUUAUACAUCUAGGUUUUUCAAUCUGUCAUACUACAACUCAUACACCGGGAAAUACGCUGCCGGUCAUGAUGACUUGUUCUUUAUAAGCUUUUGUAUUGUGCUCUUCGCUGGCAUCCGUGCAGCUUUCAUGAAAUAUGUCCUGGUCCCGCUUGCAAGAGUGUUCGGAACAGCUACGAGAAAGAACGUGACUAAAUUCUCGGAACAAGGAUGGAUCUUCACAUACUACACCAUCUUCUGUCCCCUGGGCAUGUAUAUAUACUACAAGUCGCCAUAUUUUCUCAAUAUGGAGGAGUUGUGGACCAAUUGGCCCCAGAGAGAACUCAAUGGUCUCAUGAAGGUGUAUAUACUUGCAGAAGGCGCGUACUACGUGAAAGAAAUCAUCGUUCUACAUAUACAGGGCCGCCGAAAGGAUUACUGGGAGAUGAUGGGCCACCACGUGGUCACAGUUGGGCUCAUCUACGUGUCAUACGCCUACCACCAAACUCGGGUCGGCCACCUGAUUUUGAUGCUGAUGGACUUCGUUGAUUUGGUACUUCCACUUGCUAAAUGCCUCAAAUAUCUUGGCUUCACCACCCUCUGCGAUAUCGUGUUUGGGGUAUUUGUGGUCUCAUGGCUCUUCACUCGCCAUGUGUUCUACUUAUUGACCUGUUGGAGCGUCUAUUCUGAUUUGCCUCGACUGAUAAUUCCAGCCUGCUACAAGGGUACGGCGGACCAACUUGAAGGCCCACUUCCUCUACUCACUGGCUGGUCUCACCUGCUUGAACCUUUCGGUGAUCUUGCGGGCACCGUCUGCUUUAACAACAACAUGAUGUUCGGCUUCCUAUGUUUUCUUCUCUUCAUCCAAGUCUUGCAGAUCAUGUGGUCUGUUUCCAUCAUCCGAAUUGUUAUACGAGUCCUUCAAGGUAACAACGCCGAGGAUGUCAGGAGUGACAUGGAGGAUGAGGAGGAGGAGGAGCAACAACAAGAAGAACAUAUAUCUAAGUUGCUAGGAAAAGAAGAAGUUGGCGUCGAGAAUAUUGUCUUGACAGGGCGAGAUCGCCGCAGCAGCAUAAAAGGGACCGCAACUGGAGUUAGCUUUCGUGGGCAAAAUACCCGAAAGCAAUUUCUGAACAGGAUGCGGAUGUGA
Messenger RNA from Lachnellula hyalina, 1311 nucleotides. RefSeq names its product Sphingosine N-acyltransferase-like protein. Gene Ontology annotation, cellular component: membrane. Gene Ontology annotation, molecular function: sphingosine N-acyltransferase activity. The transcript is spliced from 4 exons. Bases 1 to 1311 code for a protein of 436 amino acids. The record is from RefSeq and is a predicted model, not a curated record. NCBI's taxonomy places the organism in Eukaryota, Fungi, Ascomycota, Leotiomycetes, Helotiales, Lachnaceae. Gene Ontology annotation, biological process: ceramide biosynthetic process.